Molecule: messenger RNA, 1273 nt
Organism: Phanerochaete carnosa HHB-10118-sp
Lineage: Eukaryota; Fungi; Basidiomycota; Agaricomycetes; Polyporales; Phanerochaetaceae
Exons: 5
Coding region: 6-1178 (390 amino acids)
Source: RefSeq, a predicted model, not a curated record
CGAACAUGCACACCGCCAGCUUCAAUCCUGCCGCCGGGGGGAAAUUGGCAGGAGUCCUGUUUGCCCUAAUGCUUGUGACCUUCGUGGUCGAGAGUCAAUUAACUCAGUAUGUCCAGACGGAUCUCGGCUUCCGCCAACCGUACUUUGUAUUCUAUAUCGUACACUCCGCCUUUGCGAUAAUGUGGCCGCUCCACUUUCUAUUUCUCGUGAUCAGCUCCAAGGACUCUCCUCGCGCAAUCAUCAGAGGACUGUACGUCUCUCUAGCCGAGCACAUCGCUCCUACCGUCUUUGACAGUCCGGCGUCAUUCCCCAUCUGGGGGUCCCUUCGUCUGGUCGUCAUAUUAUCUCUGUUUGUUUCCGUACCAGCCUUGCUUUGGUUUGUUGCUAUCACACAAGCUCCAUUACCUGAUGUCACCGCUUUAUGGAACACCAAUGCCUUCUUCGCGUACAUAUUAACGGUUAGGCUAUUCGGACUGAGGUGGGAAGCGCGCCGUCUCUUGUCCGUGGUAAUCGCCACUGCUGGCGCUGCGCUGGUGGUGUACGGCAGUAGCGGUGCACCUGCAAGCGCGGACGCAGGCGUUUCAGCGGCCGAGACGAGAAUGGCUCUCAUCGGAGACCUCCUUACUCUGAUCGCUUCCGUCAUAUACGGCAUUUAUCAAGUGCUAUACAAGAUGUAUGCCGCACCUCCGGACCAUCUUGAGCCAAUACCAGCCGACGCGGCCUACGAACCUAUCGUCAGCGCUAUGGACGACCCCGCAGAGACACCGAUCUUUGACAAGCCAGAGAUGGUAUACCCCCCUCCGUUCGGUCUCUACGCGAACGCCCUCACCUCCGCCAUCGGUGUCUGCACCUUCGUGCUUCUCUGGGUGCCAAUUCCUAUUCUGCACUAUUACGGCCUAGAGACGUUCCACCUGCCUGCUGAUAUUAAGACGGUAUCCGUCAUCGCAUGCAUCGCUUUGAGCGGCGUCGCUUUCAACGCAACUCUUAUGAUUCUGUUGGGCCUAUGGGGGCCUAUUGUUACGUCCGUCGGAAACUUACUAACCAUUGUUCUCGUUUUCAUCUCGGACAUUAUCUUUGGGGGUUCUGUGCAGAGCGUUACGGGCUGGAGUCUGCUCGGUUCGGGAGCAAUCAUCGUUGCCUUCGGCGUCCUGGCAUACGAUAUAUUGCGGAAGCAAUAGCUCUAGUCUCGCGACUCACAGCUACCUUUAAUCCGUGUCGGGAUACCAGACAGUAGAAGUAUUUUCACUAUCAAUUUCACGCAGAUAAUGAUCAA